CAAGAAAUGUCAAAAACAUACUCCAUACAAGUGAAAAGAUUAUUUUCUUUGACAAAAAUGUCAUCUUAGCAAUAUGAAAUAUACUCGGUAGGUAUAUAUUGUGACAGCAGUACUUAUAGACUUAUAGUACGUACGUAGAGGAAGAAUUGUUAUUCUUAUUUUUAUUACUACCCCCCAAUAACAAAUAAAUCCCCAUCAUGGCGAAAACAUACGCAUUACUAUCAACAUCUCUUCCCAUUGUUCCUGUGACAAGAAACCUUUCUUCCAGACUAUGGGAUAUUAGGGGCUUGUUCUACUCCCUCGGAGCCUUCCUCGUCGCCGCCCUCGUACUCGGAGUUGUUCACCUCACUGGCCUGGAGGCUAGAGAUUUCUUGUUUAGCGGCAACAGCCUCGAAAUGGUCAUUGCCGAUGACCCGCCGCCACCGUUGUCAAAGUGUGAUUUGUAUUCGGGAAAAUGGGUAUAUGACAACAAGUCACACUACCCAUUGUACAAGGAGCAAGAAUGCACAUUCAUGUCCGAUCAAUUGGCUUGCCAAAAGUUUGGAAGAAAAGAUUUGGACUAUCAACAUUUGAGGUGGCAACCCUAUCAAUGCGAUAUUCCAAGGUUCAAUGCCAUAGCUUUGCUUGAGAAACUAAGGAAUAAGAGGCUUGUGUUUGUUGGCGAUUCUUUGAAUAGAGGACAAUGGGUUUCCAUGGUAUGUCUUGUUGAUUCUGCCAUCCCACCAUCCCUCAAAUCCAUGGACUACAAGUACAAUGCCUCCUUGAUCAUUUUCAAAGCUAAAGAAUAUAAUGCCACAAUUGAGUUCUACUGGUCACCAUUGCUGGUAGAGUCUAAUUCCGACGAUCCUGUGCAUCACCGCCUGCCGGAGCGGAUCGUGAGAGCCAGUUCAAUCGUAAAGCACGGCCGGAGGUGGACUGAUGCUGAUUAUCUAGUCUUCAAUACUUACCUCUGGUGGAGGCAACCCCAUAUCAAAGUCUUGUGGGCUUCAGUUGGUGAUAGAGACGGAGUCUACAAAAAUGUGGAUAUGGUUCGCAGUUACGAGAUGGCCUUGAAAACGUGGUCCGAUUGGCUUGAAAUUCACAUCAACCGAUCUAAAACCCAAAUCUUUUUUAUAAGCAUGUCACCCAUUCAUGAAAGGGCAGAAGAAUGGGGUAAAAAGGUAGGGGAUAAUUGCUAUGGGGAGACAGAGCCCAUAGAGAAUGAGGGAUAUCAAGGAAAUGGAUCAGAUCCCAAAAUGAUGAGAUUAGUUGAAGCAACCAUUGAAGAGCUGAAAAAUAGAGGAUUAAAUGUGGGAUUGAUUAACAUAACUCAACUAUCAGAGUAUAGGAAAGAAGGGCAUCCCUCAAUUUAUAGAAAACAAUGGGAUUCUUUGACAGAAGAACAAAUAGAAAAGCCCACAUCGUAUGCAGAUUGUAUUCAUUGGUGCCUUCCUGGAGUGCCAGAUGUCUGGAAUGAACUCCUCUAUGCUCAAAUACUCAACUACAUCUUAUGAUUAACAACUUUCAUAUUUUAUUAAGAUGGAUUAAUCGUUAAAGAUUAAUGGAAUUUCGUGCAACUUUGUAAUUUUCAAAUUUCUAUGUCUUUCCAAGUCUGAUUCCGAAAGUGUAUAUAUAGCACGUACAAUAAAGUAAUAUUCAGGAAAUUUGGGAGUGAUUUAUUGAU
This is a messenger RNA of Cuscuta epithymum, 1663 nucleotides long. NCBI's taxonomy places the organism in Eukaryota, Viridiplantae, Streptophyta, Magnoliopsida, Solanales, Convolvulaceae. The record is from the annotation of a GenBank genome assembly.